Molecule: messenger RNA, 3360 nt
Organism: Trematomus bernacchii (emerald rockcod)
Lineage: Eukaryota; Metazoa; Chordata; Actinopteri; Perciformes; Nototheniidae
Gene: cfap70
Product: cilia and flagella associated protein 70
Exons: 27
Coding region: 1-3336 (1111 amino acids)
Biological process (GO): cilium movement; cilium assembly
Cellular component (GO): motile cilium; extracellular exosome
Molecular function (GO): protein binding
Source: RefSeq, a predicted model, not a curated record
AUGGAGACGACAGGAGAUACUGCAGAAACGGACUAUACAAAUAUAAAAAUAACUGUCAUCCGUGGAAAUAACCUGCAAGGAAAAAAGACAGACGGCUUCCAGAGUUUUCUGCAGGUUCAGGUGGAUGAAAAUGUGCUGGGAGAGUCAGACAGGAAGCAGGUCGACCCGGUGGAGCAGCGUGUUGAUUAUGACUUUACCUGCAGCUUUCACUGUUCCAAUAACACUCAGGCUCUCAGUGACCUCGCCCAUAAACCCAUCAUAUUGACAGUGAGAGAGGUCCUGCCCGAGGAGAAGAAAGCUGAGGCGAAAACAGCCGUGCUGGGCCAAGCUGUGGUGGACCUGCUGCCGCUGCUACAAGGUCAGUGCAGCUUUUCGUCCACAGUUCCACUGAAUCCAGUGUACAGCCCCUCAGCCAAAGCUUCUUCCCAGGACAUUGGCUCAAAGAGCAGGCUGAAUGUGGAGGCAGCAUGUAGGGCCAGACACAAGCAGGUGGCCAACCAAGUCAUCCCAAAGUGGAGGAGUCAGCAACCGACCUUGGAUGUGUGUGUCAGUGUGACGGAUCCAUUGCUGUCUGAGACUGAACUCUCAGGCUCCAACCUGCUGAGGGUAACCAUGGAGACAGCCUUCUCCAUCCCUGAGCCGUGGACGCUGCAGUCUGGCCCCACCCCCCCUCCCUGCACAUACACUGCUGCCAUGGAGGUCCCGCUGACUGCACAGAAAGAUCAGGUGCUGGUGUUCUGUGAGGGGCAGCUGAAGGCAGGGGGACAGAGGGAGGAAACGGGCCGACAGAAGAAGAGGCCCCAUCUAGCGCUGCUGGUCCCGGGGAAUCACUUCCUGCCUGCUGUCUUUUCCAAGGAAGAGCACUUCGAACAGGAGGACGGCCAGCUGACUGGCCUAGAGGACCGGGAGUUUCGUGAUGAGUCCGAGUCCACUAAGAGCAGGGUGAGCUGGGACACUGAGAUGUGCUGCUUCCUGGAUGCAGGAGGAACUACCAGGCUUCGGCAGAAGAUCACUGAGUGUAGACUGUGGCCGCUGGAGAUUACGAGGGCUUUGGCUCCGAUGACAAAAGCAGCAGAGAACAAGACGCUAGCAAAGGAGGCCCAAGAGAUCCCCUUCCAUGGAAUUGCGUAUGUGGACAUGGGACGGCUGCUGUAUCCUGGAGUCAGCCGCAUCCGGGGAGCAUACAGCAUACUUCCCUUCUCCGAGGCUGAGUUGCUGAAAAAGGCCAAGCGGAGUGUCAGUGUGUUAAAGGAGCAGGCCAAGGCUGCAGCCAAUCAGCGCCAAGCUAGAGCUGCCUCCGCUGCAGGCUCCCACAAGGCCAAAGCAGGCAGGAACUCUGAUGGGAGGGGAGCGAAGGAUUCCAAGGAGCCAGCCAAAAAGGUCAGCAAGCAACCUGGUAAUCAGAGCAGGACGGCUGCAGCCGACGGCGUGGCCGACACUUUGGCUGAAACUGAACCCCACGUCAAUAUAGAGGGAAAUAUGUAUUUGGAGGCCAGAACCUAUAUUAUCAUUGAUAUAGCCUUGGAGAAACCGCUGGUACCCAAAACAUCUUUGGAGGAGCUCUCUAGAAGAGUGAAAGCGUUGAUUCCACCCAGAUCUCCACUUCCACCGGGUCAUAGCAGAGCAGAGAGAGCAGUGCUGGACUUUCACAGGCAGGUAGGCAGCGUGGUGACCCAUGUUUCUGACCAGCAUGAGGAAUUGUUCGGAUCGAGAUGCAAGGUGCCUGAAGGCAGCAGCCGGGAGCAGAUGAUGGUUCAGCUGAUGGGGUCGCUCAAUGUCUCUGGGAGAUACUUUGCUUUCAAGGAACAGUUGAAGCAUGCAGUGGUGAGGAUUGUACGAGACAAAAUGCAGAGGACAGAACCAUUCACUGACCCUCAGGAGCUGAAGGCUUUUGUCAGCAAGCUCUACGUGUACCUGGUGGACGAGAUGCACACAGCUAUAAACAAGAUCUAUUCAGAUGACAUCAAUGAUGACUCCCCGGAUGAGAUCCAGUUGAGUUCUUCUCAGCUCAGACAUUUUUCCAGAGAGGCUCAGCUAACUGGGGAUUAUCAGCAGGCUGUUCAGUACUACCAAGAGCUGGUGGUGAGGCAUCCCGGUGAGCCAUCCCACACAUUUGAGUGGGGAAGCCUCUACAUGAGGACUGGAGACUACAUGAAGGCUAGAGAGUGUUACCAUGACGCUGUUGCCAUCCAACAGGCACACCAACCAAGCCUGAUGAUGUGUGGGGUCUUGGCAGCGAUGUCUGAGCAUCACGAGGAGGCUCAGAUCUUCCUGGAGAGAGCUGCCAGCUUAGACCCACACAGUGUGGUGGCAUGGACGCUGCUGGGGUUGAUUCAUGAGAGCCAGAACGAAUCCAUCCUGGCAGAGAGGGCUUUUGUGGAGGCCAGAAGGCAGCUGAGGGCAAAAGAAGCAAAGGAGCAAACACAGAGUGAGGAGGAGGAACAAGACAAGGAGGAGAAAAAUGAGAAAGAGAACGACCAGCGAGAGGAGGAGGACGUGGCCCCGCCUGCAUGCCCGGCUCCUGCUGUUAAGAAAGACCCCGAGGCUGGAGAGCAGGACCCAGAGGUGCAAGGAGAGCCUCCAGUACAGAGUGUCAGCUCCAGAUCAGCUUCAGCGAAACUCUCCUCCUCCUCCAUUUACACAGAGACAGUUCAGUUCCUGCUGCAGCACUCUGCCCUGCAGAUGGCGGGGCAGGCUCUGUCCCUGCAGCUGCUGUGCUCACACGGGGGUCGCAGCGGCUCCUAUCUUCUCCAUCUGGCCCGGCUGCAGAUGCUCAGAGGAGACUACUGCAGUGCUGCAGCCAGCCUGCAGGAGGUGCUGAUCCACAGAGAACAGGAUGUGGAUGCGUGGGCUAUGAAUGGUCACUGUCUCCAUCUGCGGGGAGAGGUCAGUGACGCACAGGAGAGCUAUGAGCGGAGCCUGAACUUCCUGCAGCAGCCUUCAGACCCCCACCUGGUCCUCCUCCAGCUGGGCUCCAUCUACCUCCAACAGAGAAAGUUUGAGCAAGCCAAAGUGGUCUACCUGCAGGCCUGCGAGCAGUCGCCGUCCUGCCUGACCUGGCUGAACCUGGGCAUCGCCUGUUACCGGCUGGAGGAGCUGUGUGUAGCUGAGGAAGCGUUGACCGAGGCCAACCAUCUGAACACUCAGAACGCAGAAGUGUGGGCUUACCUGUCUCUGAUCUGCCUCAAGUCUGGCAGACAAGAGGAGGCAGAGCAGUUUUAUAAGUAUGCAACACGGUUCCACCUGCAGAAGGAGUCGCUGCUCAAAGAGCUCAGUGAGCUGAAGGAUCAGCUCCGCUUCUCUCAUCUGCAGUCAUGCUUCGGAACAAGCUCAUAAAUCACAUGACCAAGUACAUUUUAG